This is a messenger RNA of Lactuca sativa (garden lettuce), 441 nucleotides long. NCBI's taxonomy places the organism in Eukaryota, Viridiplantae, Streptophyta, Magnoliopsida, Asterales, Asteraceae. The record is from RefSeq and is a predicted model, not a curated record.
AUGGCUGAGGGAUCUUCUGUGAGUGCACAUGUACUCAAAAUGAAAGAUUAUGUUGAGCAACUUGCCCACCUCGGAUUCCCAUUUGGGGAUGAGCUAGCGACCGAUGUGAUCCAAGCCUCAUUGCCUAAGUCAUUCAACCAAUUUGUGAUGAAAUUCACAAUGAAUGAUUGGGAGAGGAGCAUCAAUGAGCUUCAUAACAUGCUCAAAAAUGUUGAGGGAAACAUCAAGAAAUCUGGGAAGAUUCAAGUUUUGAUGAUCCGUGAGGGUCAAAUAUCCAAGAAGAAAACCGGUAAUAAUACCGGUAAGGGGAAAGGCAAAGUUGCCAAGAAAGGCAAGGGAAAGGGAAAGGGUAAAGGGAAGCCUCCUUCUACUAACCCAACUCCUAAAACAAAGAAUGCUGCUGACUCUAAUUGCUUUCACUACCAUGAAAAUGGACACUAG